Adineta steineri is the source of this 990-nucleotide messenger RNA. The record is from the annotation of a GenBank genome assembly. NCBI's taxonomy places the organism in Eukaryota, Metazoa, Rotifera, Eurotatoria, Adinetida, Adinetidae.
AUGAAGGAGACUUGUGCUACUUGUACUAAACGAGCAGGCAUUCUGAAAUGUGAAGGAUGCCAAGGUAUAUUUUGUCGCGACGAUAUGAAUACACAUCGAAAUGAACUUACUCAACAGGUUGAAGAAUUUGUAGGUGAAUUAGAUAAAUUUCAGGAAACAUCACGUGUAGCAAACGCUGAUUUGAAAUCUUCUUGGAUAUUUUAUAUUGAUGCCUGGGAAACAAAAUCGAUUCAAAAGAUACAAGAAACUGCUAAAGAAGCACGUCAACAAUUGGAGACAAUGAUUGUAUCGAACGACGAAGAGAACAUUGGAAAUAUUCAUAAAAUCGUCGAGCAACUACAUCAAAACCAACGAGAUGGUAAUUAUGAUGAACGAGAUUUAGUGAUAUGGAAGGAAAAGUUAGACAAAUUGAAAGAAAUCGUUUCGAAACCAAAUAUCUCUGUCAAGGAGAAAAAAAUAGAGUCUUCUUUCAUAAAUGAAAUUCGUGUCAAUGAACGAGAUGUAUUUGAUCAAACGUGUGGUGAUGUGCAUAUUAAAGAAGAAAAUCAACUCGCUUGCCAUAAUUUUAAUCUAUUCGGUAGUCAUGGUGAAAUUCGUGGGAAAAGAGAAUAUAGUAAUGGCAUCCAUCGAAUUCGGUUGAAAAUCGAAACUCUUGAUAUGCGUCCAUGGUGGUUUUUUGGUAUUAUCUCCAAGUCAACACCUAUGCAAUCAAACUCUACUAAGUCACUGUCAGCAUAUGGUUGGGCAGGCAAAAAUGAAACGUUUAUGAACGGACAAAUUUCAAAGAAUAUGAAUGGAUAUAUAGGUGAUUAUUUAAAAGAUGAUAUAAUUGAAUUAAUUCUUGAUUGCAAUCAUCGGAUUAUUCGUAUGAAUAAUCUUCGUUCGACAAAAUCUUAUGAAUUAAACGUCGAUCUUACACAUUGUCCCUUUCCUUGGAUGAUUCAUUUAAAUUUAUUUCAUAUUCAAACUCGUAUACGAAUAGAUCCAUAA